AUGGGCGCAACACACAAGGAAGAAAGCCACAUCAUCGCCGAUGCCGAAGCCAUGCGCGUCGCAUCGUGGGAUGAAGUCAUGCACAAGGGCCCCAAGGCGAACCUCGCCCGGCGCAUCAUCGAUGGCUUCAAGAGGGAUCCAAAAGCCUUCAUCUCGCAGCCUUUGAACGACAAGACUGGGUUCGAUGCCGAAGGCGCUGCAGCCGCGACGGCGGCGUCGCCGCUGAAACGAAAGCUAAAGUCGAGACACUUGCAGAUGAUUGCUAUCGGAGGUUCGAUCGGAACCGGUCUCUUCGUCGGCUCUGGGAAGUCAUUGGCAACCGGAGGCCCGGCUUCCGUUGUCAUUGCGUUUUGCUUAAUCGGUAUCAUGUUAUACGCCACUAUCCACGCACUGGGUGAACUAGCCGUCAUGUACCCCGUUGCCGGAGCGUUUGCGCACUAUUCAACACGUUUUUUGGAUCCUGCGUGGGGUUUCGCCAUGGGCUGGAAUUAUGCAAUCUUAUGGCUGACUCUCCUCCCGCUCGAGAUUGUCGCUGCUGCCAUUACCGUCGGGUACUGGGAAGCUGAUGUAUCCCCGGCCGCCUGGGUUUCCAUGUUUUACGUCUUGAUUGUCGUGAUCAAUCUGUUCGGCGUUCUUGGAUACGGUGAGGCGGAAUUUGUGUUUUCGAUUAUCAAAGUCAUCGCCGUCAUUGGGUUCAUCAUCCUAGGUAUUGUGCUGAACUGCGGCGGCGGUCCAAACGGCGAUUACAUAGGCGGGAAAUUCUGGCAUGACCCAGGCGCUUUCAAUAAUGGAUUCAAAGGCCUUUGCAGUGUGUUUGUCACCGCCGCGUUCACCUUUGGUGGAGGAGAGCUCGUGGGACUGGCUGCUGCAGAAACCGCAAAUCCACGAAAGUCCAUCCCAACCGCAGUCAAGCAAGUCUUUUGGCGCAUUGUCCUAUUCUACAUUGUGUCUAUGAUCAUAGUCGGCUUGCUCGUACCGUACACUGACCCACAACUGCUGAAUGGCUCCUCCACUGAUGUCAAGGCUUCUCCGUUCGUUAUCGCGAUCCAGAGAGCUGGCAUUACGGGUCUUGAUUCGGUGAUGAAUGCUGUGAUCAUGAUCUCUGUCUUGUCCGUUGGCAAUGCUGCCAUCUACGGUUCAUCGCGUACCUUGACUGCUCUCGCAGAGCAGCAUCAAGCUCCUGCGUUCUUGGCCUACAUCGAUCGAAAGGGUCGCCCGCUGAUGUCCAUCAUCGUGGCAUCCCUCCUUGGCCUUCUCGGGUUCCUUGCCGCGACCCCAAAGCAGCAGGAUGCCUUUAUGUGGAUGUUGGCAAUCUCGGGCCUUUCGUCUGUCUUCACUUGGGCGUCUAUCUGCCUUGCCCACAUCCGAUUCCGACGCGGCUGGAAGCUCCAAGGCCGCACUCUCGAUGAACUCCCUUUCAGGGCCCAGGGUGGCGUCUUCACCUCCUGGAUUGGAUUCGCGAUCAAUAUCAUCGUUCUCGUUGCCCAGUUCUGGACCGCCCUGGCUCCCAUCGGCUAUGGAAAAAUGUCUAGCUCGGAGAGAGUCAAGUACUGGUUCUCAACAUAUCUCGCAGCACCAAUUGUGCUGACAUUCUACAUCUACUACAAACUCCGGUAUCGCACCUCCAUUGUUCGCGCCAAAGACAUGGACCUUGACACCGGGCGACGUGAUUUGAAUCUGCAGCACCUGAUUGCGGAAGAGAAGGCGGAAUAUGAGAGCUGGCCACGGUGGAAGAAGGUGUACAAGGCGUUCUGUUGA
Uncinocarpus reesii 1704 is the source of this 1758-nucleotide messenger RNA. RefSeq names its product general amino-acid permease GAP1. The record is from RefSeq and is a predicted model, not a curated record. The transcript has 3 exons. Lineage: Eukaryota; Fungi; Ascomycota; Eurotiomycetes; Onygenales; Onygenaceae. Gene Ontology annotation, molecular function: amino acid transmembrane transporter activity. Bases 1 to 1758 code for a protein of 585 amino acids. Gene Ontology annotation, cellular component: membrane. Gene Ontology annotation, biological process: amino acid transmembrane transport.